Staurois parvus is the source of this 312-nucleotide messenger RNA. Lineage: Eukaryota; Metazoa; Chordata; Amphibia; Anura; Ranidae. The record is from the annotation of a GenBank genome assembly.
AUGUAUGUGAAAUGGUUUGAUACAGUAAUGUUUUACUAUGUUAUUUUAGUGUAUUUAGUGAAUUUCACUAUUUGUCAUUUUCAAAUUUCCCGCCGUUCUGUCCCCGUACGUCCUGACGUCGCAGGGAAUGGAACCUGGAAGACAGAUGCGGCAUCGGCCGGAGGACAUUGCCGGGGACAUUGCAGGAGGGACAUCGCGGGAGCGCAGGACAAGGUAAGUGAAGUAGAGAUCCUGGAGCAGCGCUGCAGGGUAUUCUCGAGUGUAGCUCGGGGUUACCGCUUGUGCUACACUCGGGAAUACCUCCAGGGAGGU